Phodopus roborovskii (desert hamster) is the source of this 475-nucleotide messenger RNA. Its product is annotated as C-X-C motif chemokine 3. Gene Ontology annotation, biological process: neutrophil chemotaxis; cellular response to lipopolysaccharide; inflammatory response. Gene Ontology annotation, molecular function: CXCR chemokine receptor binding; chemokine activity. Bases 1 to 300 code for a protein of 99 amino acids. The transcript has 4 exons. The record is from RefSeq and is a predicted model, not a curated record. Gene Ontology annotation, cellular component: extracellular region. NCBI's taxonomy places the organism in Eukaryota, Metazoa, Chordata, Mammalia, Rodentia, Cricetidae.
AUGGCCCCAGUCACCCGUUUACUCCUCGGUGCCUCUCUGCUAUUGCUGCUGCUGGCCACCAGCCACCAGGCUACAGGGUUAAUUGUGGCCACUGAGCUGCGCUGUCAGUGCCUGAAGACCCUACCAAGGAUUGAUUUCGAGGACAUCAAGAGCUUGAAGGUGACGCCCCCAGGACCGCACUGCACCCAGACAGAAGUCAUAGCCACUCUCAAGGAUGGUCAAGAAGUUUGCCUCGACCCUGAAGGCCCUAGGCUUCAGAAGAUCAUCCAAAAGAUACUAAAGAACGCCAAGUCCAGCUGACCCCAGAAGGGAGGAAGCCCUGGUCCUGAUGGAGGAACCUGCCUUCUAAAGCAGAGGAGAAAAAUGAUCCUGCCAUACACCAUCGAAAUGAAGCUUCUCCUGCUUGCUUUGAAUAACUCCUGAAAGUCCAUAUUUAUUUAUUUUCCCCCAGAUUCUAUGUUAAUAUUUUACAUGU